Messenger RNA from Umbelopsis ramanniana AG, 580 nucleotides. RefSeq lists its product as uncharacterized. Gene Ontology annotation, cellular component: ribosome. Gene Ontology annotation, molecular function: structural constituent of ribosome. Gene Ontology annotation, biological process: translation. The coding region runs from base 1 to 492 and encodes 163 amino acids. The transcript has 3 exons. Lineage: Eukaryota; Fungi; Mucoromycota; Umbelopsidomycetes; Umbelopsidales; Umbelopsidaceae. The record is from RefSeq and is a predicted model, not a curated record.
AUGGUAUGUACCUUAUUGACAUCUGGUCGCGUUAGAACCAAGACUGUCAAGAAGGCUUCCCGCGUUUUGAUCGAGAAGUACUACCCCCGUCUUACUCUCGAUUUCCAAACCAACAAGAAGAUCUGCGACGAGGUUGCUAUCAUUGCUUCCAAGCGCCUUCGUAACAAGAUUGCUGGUUUCACCACCCACUUGAUGAAGCGCAUUUCUCGUGGUCCCGUCCGUGGUAUCUCCUUCAAGCUCCAGGAAGAAGAGCGUGAACGCAAGGACAACUAUGUUCCCGAGUUCUCUGCCCUCGAUACCUCCGUUAUUGAGAUUGACCCUGAGACCAAGGAACUCUUGAAGUCUCUUAACUUCGAAAACCUUGCUGGUGUCCAAGUCACCGCUCCCGUCACUGCCAACGCUCAGUCUGACUUCAGACGUCCUCGUCGUGACCAACGCCCUCGCGCUCCUCGUGCUCCCCGUGCCGAGACCGAGGUUGCUGCUCAGGCUUAAGUGUUACUGUUCAGUUGAACUUAUCAAUUCAUCUUUUCACGUAAUAAAAACUUGGUUUACAUUGUAUAUAUUUAAAACGCUCUAAAUA